UGUUAGUAAACAAAACAGUUCUCUUCCCCAUCUGAGAUCCUCAGAAAUCACCAGCAUGGACAUGCUGUUUUGUAUCUCUCUGCACAGCAGAGAGGUACAAAAUAGCAUGUCUCCAUAGUAAAACACAACACAGUACACAGUUAAUCCUUUGAUUGUCCCAGAUGUUAACCCCUUUCUGUCCAGUGUCAUUAGUACAGUGUCAGUGCUUUUUAUUAGCACUGAUCACUAUAUUAGUGUCAUUGGGGAUGUCAGUGGCAGUUAGUCAGUUCCCACCCAGUGUCAGAAUGCCCGCCGCAGUGCCG
This is a messenger RNA of Staurois parvus, 302 nucleotides long. The record is from the annotation of a GenBank genome assembly. Lineage: Eukaryota; Metazoa; Chordata; Amphibia; Anura; Ranidae.